GAGCCACACAAGCGCACCGAACCAACGCGAGGAUAUGAAUGCAAUAGUAAAUAAUAGCAAACAGACGACAAUGAGAACUGUUGUGAAUUUUCUGAAAAGUAGCGCUUAUUUGUCGAGAGGUUACGCCCAAACCGUGGGCGACUACAACAUUGUCUGGGUCAAACCCAAAAAGAAGACCAAAGCCGAAAAGCUCUUGGCUGACAGAUCUGGCGACCAGGGACUAAAACUCGACGUCAAACCGUCUGACUUUUGUCUCAAGUACGACGAGUCUCCCGAGUUAAAAGAUGCCAGCGAUCUUGUUAAAAAAAUGUUUACGUUGCAAUUUCAACCUUGCAAACAAAGACACUUUGUUGAGAGAGCCAAAGCUGUGGAUUUGGUAAAGAGGCAUGAAUUGGAUGCGAAAUCUCCGGAAGCUCAGAUUGCCGCUCUGACCAGUCGCAUACAUUAUUUGCAAGAAUAUGUAGUAGCAAAUCCGUAUGACAGUUCAACAAGAGUAGCUUUGAAAGAAAAGAUUGAAAGGAGAAGAAAAUUUUUGAGAUGUCUUCGAUUGGCGGAUUACAAACGUUUCGAAUGGGUUUUGGAGAAACUCAAUCUCAUUUACAAACCAUUGCCAGAGCCGCCGUUCCAAGUCACCAGGAAAGAUUCUUUCAGACGAUUAACAAAAAACCAUUGUGACACUAUAAUGCAAGACAAACUGGACAAGUAUAAAAGUGAGUUGAAAGAGUUGCAGAAAGAAUUUUACAAGGAAAAGGCUGAGAAGCUUGCGUUUAUCAGGAAGGAAGAAUUAGAAUGUAACGUAGAACCAACGGUAAGCGAGGAAGAUGUUACAUGCGCUCGAGAAAAAGCAAAGGAAUACGAAGUGUAAUGUUGUUAUUUAAAACAUAAUAUCAUAUGUGUAUAUAAUAGACAAAAUGUUUAUAUAAUAAGU
Messenger RNA from Pseudomyrmex gracilis, 928 nucleotides. It is a transcript of the gene bonsai, whose product is annotated as 28S ribosomal protein S15, mitochondrial. NCBI's taxonomy places the organism in Eukaryota, Metazoa, Arthropoda, Insecta, Hymenoptera, Formicidae. Gene Ontology annotation, cellular component: ribosome. Gene Ontology annotation, biological process: translation. Gene Ontology annotation, molecular function: structural constituent of ribosome. The record is from RefSeq and is a predicted model, not a curated record. Bases 35 to 865 code for a protein of 276 amino acids. The transcript is spliced from 4 exons.